Molecule: messenger RNA, 1454 nt
Organism: Cantharellus anzutake
Lineage: Eukaryota; Fungi; Basidiomycota; Agaricomycetes; Cantharellales; Hydnaceae
Exons: 3
Coding region: 107-1042 (311 amino acids)
Cellular component (GO): nucleus
Molecular function (GO): RNA polymerase II transcription regulatory region sequence-specific DNA binding; DNA-binding transcription factor activity, RNA polymerase II-specific
Source: RefSeq, a predicted model, not a curated record
UGAAGUUCCACGUUGCCCUUUAAGAUUCCUAACGUGUCCGCCUCCUCUUCAUCCCUCUUGAUCCAGUCACCUCCACGCAUCCCCUUAAGCAGUAACUAGAUACACCAUGAGCCAACCAGCCAUCGACCCAGCUUCACUUUCGUACCCAGCUCCCGACUCCUCCACAGCCUCCUCUUCUCAGUCUCCCGCUCCACCUUCUCCUGGUCAGUCGCGCAAGCGUCAACGCCUAUCUGAGCCUACGGCCUCAGAGGAGAAGAAAGUAGCUCGUGCGGAACGCAACCGCAUCGCAGCACAGGAGUCGCGGGACAGAAGAAAAAAGGAGUUCGCGGACCUUCAUAAGAGGGUUGCUGAACUUGAGGCUGAAAAUGCUGCUUUACGACAGAGCACCCAAGGUGCCGUGAUCGGGAAUGAGAGGACAACACGUUCAGAGCAAGAAAAUGCAGAGUUAUUAGAGAGAGUGGCAAGGCUAGAGGCUGCGCUGACAAGCAUAAUGCCCCUGAUUUCGGGGUCACGCUCGUCAACGUCAACGCCUGUUACACCAACGUCGGAGGUCACCGCGCCUCCAGCGCCAACUCCCUCGCUCGACUCGGCAAAUCUUGCAACUCGAAUCGAUGAAUCAUCGUCACUGUCGUCGGACUCCACUCGCCACCUGGCACGGGUGGCGACCAUCCCGACUCCUUCAUUGGAAGCUUCGGUGAUGCCCCAGCAGCGGGUGGACCCUGCGACUUUGAUACCAAUGCCGUCGAUCUCGACCUUGGAACCCUCAGCAACAUCUGUGUCGAAGAUACCUCCAGCAAUGACAGCAAUCCUUUCACCACCUCCGACUUCCCAACGCCGUCUGAUUUCUCCCUCGAUGAUUCUUCCCUAUCAUCCAGCCUUGACCUCCUCUUCCCCUCGUCUACUGCGGAGUCUUGGCCCCAUACGUUUGCUGUCGAAGAUGGUGAAUACAGCACAACUCCAACCCAGAUCUCUGAACUACUCCAUGUUAACAGUCCGGCCCCAGAAAUGUUGGGUUCGACGACCUCGGCGACGUCGGAGGUAGGCAACAAGGCCACAGUAGAGGGUAGCGAGAAUGUCGUUUGUGACGACUCAAAACCCGAACUCGAGAUUCAGUUGAUGGAUUUGUUCAACGAGAUGAUUGGGGUCCCAACCACGCCGAUUAAUCUCAAUUUUGUGGGUUCGGGGAUACCUAUUUGGUCAUCGAAUGAUUCACAAAGUAUUAGUGCCUAAGGGCAAUACUUUCCGAAUCUAUCCCCUCAAUUAUCGGACAGUACCUUGUUUAACACAUUCAGCAUUGGUUCUUUGUUUGCUGUGUCUCUAGGAUAUUUCCGCAACGUUCACCCAUUCCUUUUUUUGUUACCUAACAACUCUUUGUUCCAUUCUCUGCGGCUCUUCCCACUUCCUGUUCUUGCCAUCUUCGCUCUCAUCCUCAAGUUAGGCUUGUUUUGCCAUCC